Molecule: messenger RNA, 1449 nt
Organism: Lathyrus sativus (Indian pea)
Lineage: Eukaryota; Viridiplantae; Streptophyta; Magnoliopsida; Fabales; Fabaceae
Source: the annotation of a GenBank genome assembly
AUGGUUGUUGAGAAGAAUGGUAGCAAGAAUCAUCAUCACCAAACAUUUGAUGUAUCCAUUGAUCAACAAUUUGAUUCUAAGUUUUUCGAUGAUGACGGUCGCGUCAAACGAACCGGCACAUCUUGGACUGCAAGUGCCCAUGUAAUAACAGCUGUGAUUGGUUCUGGAGUGCUGUCUCUAGCUUGGGCUAUAGCUCAGCUUGGAUGGAUUGCUGGUCCUGUUGCCAUGCUUCUCUUUGCUUGGGUUACUUAUUACACCUCCAUUCUUCUAUGUGAAUGUUAUCGUAAUGGCGAUCCCAUCAAAGGCAAGAGAAACUACACUUACAUGGAAGUUGUUCAUUCAAAUCUUGGUGGUUUUCAAGUCCAGUUAUGUGGCAUAAUUCAGUAUCUCAACCUUGCGGGGGUUGCGAUCGGAUACACGGUAGCAUCUGCCAUAAGCAUGAUGGCAAUUGAAAGGUCAAAUUGUUUUCAUAGGAGUGGAGGAAAAGAUCCAUGUCAGAUGAACAGCAACAUUUACAUGAUUGCUUUUGGUGCAGUGCAAAUUGUAUUCUCUCAAAUUCCAGAUUUUGAUCAAUUAUGGUGGCUUUCCAUUGUUGCUGCUGUUAUGUCCUUUACAUAUUCGACAAUUGGUCUCGGCCUUGGUAUUGGAAAAGUUAUAGAGAACAAAAAGUUUGCUGGAACCAUUACUGGGGUAAAUGAUGUGACAAAAGCUCAGAAAACUUGGGGGAGUUUGCAAGCUCUUGGUGACAUAGCUUUUGCUUACUCAUUCUCUAUGAUUCUUAUAGAAAUUCAGGACACGGUAAAAGCACCACCUCCGCCAGAGUCGAAAACAAUGAAGAAAGCUACAUUAAUCAGUGUUAUAGUGACCACAUUUUUCUACAUGCUUUGCGGUUGUUUUGGAUACGCGGCGUUUGGAAAUUCAAGUCCUGGAAACCUUUUAACUGGUUUCGGAUUCUAUAACCCAUUUUGGCUCAUUGACAUAGCCAAUGCUGCCAUAGUGAUUCACCUUAUUGGUGCAUACCAAGUUUAUACUCAACCCCUUUAUGCUUUCGUCGAAAACUCCGCCAUGAAAAGAUUCCCUAACAAUUAUUUUAUGAAUAAGAACAUAAAGAUUCCAGUCCCGGGUUUACAUAGGUAUAAACUCAACCUUUUCAAAUUGGUUUGGAGGACAGUUUUUGUAAUAGUAACAACUUUGAUAUCAAUGCUUCUUCCAUUCUUCAAUGAUAUUGUUGGACUUCUUGGCGCACUUGGAUUUUGGCCUCUAACGGUUUAUUUUCCGGUGGAGAUGUAUAUAGUUCAAAAGAAAAUACCAAAGUGGAGCAGAAAAUGGAUUUGCCUUCAAUUGCUUAGUGGUGCUUGUCUUAUAAUCAGUAUUGCAGCUACGGUUGGUUCUAUUGCUGGAAUUGUCCUUGAUCUUAAAGUUUUUAAGCCAUUCAAGAGUAUCUAUUAA